This is a messenger RNA of Corythoichthys intestinalis (scribbled pipefish), 1827 nucleotides long. RefSeq names its product cAMP responsive element modulator a (gene crema). Bases 202 to 831 code for a protein of 209 amino acids. NCBI's taxonomy places the organism in Eukaryota, Metazoa, Chordata, Actinopteri, Syngnathiformes, Syngnathidae. Gene Ontology annotation, biological process: regulation of transcription by RNA polymerase II. The transcript has 6 exons. Gene Ontology annotation, cellular component: nucleus; ATF4-CREB1 transcription factor complex. Gene Ontology annotation, molecular function: DNA-binding transcription factor activity, RNA polymerase II-specific; RNA polymerase II cis-regulatory region sequence-specific DNA binding. The record is from RefSeq and is a predicted model, not a curated record.
AUUGGUCGCCUAUCAAUGUCAGAUCAGGGAAAUACUGUUAAAGAAUGUGUUGUUCAUCAGUCAGGUUUAAAGCAAUUUUAAAAUUGAUCGCUGAUUAAUGUAAACAUAGCUCUUUUUUUUUUUUUUAAAGCAUUGUCCUGUCGCUACUUUUGCCUUUGUGUCAGUCAGGUCAAUCUUGUUUGUGUUUAGUGGUAAGCAAAGAUGGACGGCAGCGCCGAUGACUCGACUACAGAGGAAGGAGAGUGGCAGGAUGAGCCGCCGACUCCACAACAAGCUCCAGACAGGGUGGUGAUCAAGCAAGAACAUGAGCACACAGCCACACCAGAGAAGCCAGCGCAUCGCAAAAUCCUCAAUGAGGCGGACAAGCUUGACGUUUAUGAAAUCGACGAGACUGCGGACGAGAGCCACAGCACUUCGUUGGAGUCAGUGAACUGCCACUCAAGUUUGGGACGAGACGCCGCCAUGUCGGAGGGCAUUGCCAACCAGCAAUUCUACAAAUAUUUCCACGCUGGACAGAUGAUCAUACAAGCUGCCACUGGAGACAUCCCUGCCUGCCAGUUGCGCUCACCCACGACGGGCCUGAGCAUUGUGAUGGCGGCGACCUCACCUGGCCCCACGCACAGCCCGCUGCCACACCACACUGAAGAAGUCACCCGCAAGAGGGAGGUUCGGCUAAUGAAGAACAGAGAGGCUGCGCGGGAAUGCCGACGAAAAAAGAAGGAGUACGUUAAGUGUCUGGAAAACCGCGUUGCCGUGCUGGAGAACCAAAACAAGACGUUGAUUGAGGAGCUCAAGGCCCUCAAGGACAUUUACUGCCACAAGGGGGAGUAAGACCGACUAAUACUCGCCCCCUUUUUCCACACCACUCAAACCCCCUUCGCCCAUGUCCCAGGGACGCCCGUUCUGAUUUGGACUCUGCUCCUAGGAUCGGGAAGAAACGCGCUUGUGGCAUGUUGGCUUUAAUUCCUGACGGUUUUUGUCGAACUAGCGUGCGCUAACCUGCAUGACUUUGUUUCCUGGCCUAUAAAUCAGACGUUCGGGAGGGGGGGUUAUCGAUUUGAUUAGGUCCAGAAGCCAUGAAUAAUUUUGCUACUGGACAACAACAUAAAGAAGCUCACUGACUGCCAGUAACAGGGAUAGAUGCCCAAUCCAUUUUGACUGGGAGAUUCCAUCAGUGGCAGCCAAUGAGUUAAAAACCACGGGUUGCCAUAGAAACAGCAAAGCUAUUCUCUGAAGCUAAAGAUGCUAAGCUUAACACUGCUAAAUGCUAACAAAGGUGGUCUGUUUUGUCACAAAGUGUCGUAUUUGUGUACGAGAACCCGCAACCACGCUGCAAUAGCAUUAGCACUGGCCAAGGUGAGAGUUAUCAUGUCAACAGUAAUGCAGUAAAAAUACUCCCAGCAAUUUUGCUUUAUUUAAAAAAAAUUUUUUUUUUUUUUUUAGUUCAAUUGUUAGAAAUGUUACAUUCAUGAAUCCGCAGAGGAGUAUUAUUUUUUACUUCAGAGCUCAGCAAUCUGCUGAGUGACUGCACAUCUAAGCACAAUUCAAUCAAAACCUGUCAGUAACCAACGUCGAGACCGUUCAUGUGCUUUUACAGGCUUUGGUGUCAUAUAUUCCAGAUUUUGAAGUUCACUUGCUACAUAAUGUUCAUUCUAAAUUCAAAGCACAAUCAUACAAAGCCGGUCAGUUAAUUAUUUGUAUUUUUAUUUUGGAAAGAUCAUUCAAUGCCUCUUUAAAACAUGAGUUCCAAUUGUCCUUUUUCUGUAUUUCAUUGUGAUGUAAAUAAAGUAUUUUUGUGGUUACAAGGCAUCACUGUGGGUUUGUGUG